AUGUUUGUCACACCGGCUUUCGCCCAGGCGGGCGGCGCGGCCGCCGGCCCGAGCCUGAUCAUGAGCCUUUUGCCGUUCAUCCUGAUUUUCGUGAUCAUGUACUUCCUGAUCAUCCGGCCGCAGCGCCAGCAGGUCAAAAAGCGCGAGGAAAUGCUCGGGGCCAUCCGCCGCAACGACACGAUCGUCACCGGCGGCGGCGUCGUCGGCAAGGUGACCAAGGUGCAUGAGGACGAGGGCGAACUGGAAGUCGAGAUCGCCCAGGGCACCAAGGUUCGCGUGAUGCGUUCGAUGGUGGCCGAUGUGCGGGUGAAGGGCGAGCCGGUGGCCGCCAACGACGCCAAGAAAGCCUGA
Molecule: messenger RNA, 351 nt
Organism: Effrenium voratum
Lineage: Eukaryota; Dinophyceae; Suessiales; Symbiodiniaceae
Source: the annotation of a GenBank genome assembly